Molecule: messenger RNA, 4684 nt
Organism: Geodia barretti
Lineage: Eukaryota; Metazoa; Porifera; Demospongiae; Tetractinellida; Geodiidae
Source: the annotation of a GenBank genome assembly
GCCCUUUCGAAAAACCGCUCGACCACAACAGAUAGAAAAGCUCUUCCAGUAAACCGACAACUAGCUAUAAGAGGUCCUGCGCCCGAGGUGGGGAGGAGAGAGAAGAAUGGUGACAAGAAAAAAGAACGGCGCGCCGGACAGCAAGCACUUCGAGGCGCCCGAGACGGUGGCCAAGUUCGAACCGGUGAAGCAGUGGCUGCUGAAGAACUGUAGGAAGUACACGCAGGCGGACCCACCCAGCAACAAGAACCUGGCCAUGCUGGUGUGCGUCAUGCUACAGUUCCAGGAGGAUGCGAUGGGUCGUCACGUCAGCAACCCCGCCCUAACGAAACUACCGGCUCCAUUAUUCGACGACCUCAACCCGGGCGGCUCACUCUGCCACAUACUAACAACAGCCUAUCGAGUCAAAACUGAACAAUCCUGGCGGAGAUUUGAUUUUCACUCACCUGCGCGGAUUGACAGAGGAAUGGAGCUGUUUAUUACCAUCCACAGAGAUUUGGUCCAGAGUAAAGUUUGGGAACCUCCAAAACUUUUCUUCGAUUCUUCCGUUUCCAGACAGACUGUGCAACAGUUGACUGAGAUUGUCAAAAGACAUCAGGGUUCAGUGGUUGACGUAGUAACGUCGGCAAGUCAUGUGAUCUACCCGGCCCCGCCCCCCUCCCAGAGUCCUGGAGACGAGUUCUUCAGACCAGUUACCGUGAAGGGACGAAACGCAACCGUUCACUGGUGGUACACCCCAGACAGCUAUGACAAUGUGAUUCCGAGUAGUGAGUUGGGCGGAGUCUCGGUGGAGACCCCGCCCACCAAACAAAAGCAGUGGUGGGUGAGCAGUCGUUGGCUCACGGACUCUGACCUCUACAACGAGUGGAUGAACGAAGAAGAUUAUGAGCUACUUCUAGUGGACGGUCGACUAAAACCCACGGCACCGUAUCUCGGCUUCACGCGGAGGAAAGCAGUCAAAAUUUCAAUACCACAUGAAGAGCCUGAGCCGAUUGAGCUAGGGUCGCGGAGGUCGCGAUCCAAACGUCGGCGAACCCCCUCGCCCCCCGUGGCAGAAUUGAGGGGGUCCAGCAAACGGAAAAAGACGGCCACCACUCGACGCAUUCCUCCCCGUAUCCGUGACGACGACCAGGGGAGUGGAGUGGGAGGAGGAGGAGAGGAGGGGGAGGGAGAGGGAGGAGCUGUCGAGGAAGACGUGACGAAGGAGAUGCCCAACCCAGCUCCUCUGCCAAAGGUCGAAGAGGUCCCUCUGCAGUCUCUCUCCAGAGAAGCCACACCCACCACGGCCAAACUCCUAGAACUGACUCCCGUGUCUGUUGCCCCGAGUGACGAGGUUGCCAUGGAUACGAACUCCCAAGCCUCGUCGAAUGCGGGGUCGUCGGGGACAAUGAUGGUGUCUCCUCCGAAGGAAGCUCCAUCCAGCAUCACCACUCUCCCACAAACCACACCCACUUCGUCACUACAGUCUUCGGCUUCCAUGGAAACGGCAUCAUAUCAACAACAACCACAGCAGCAAUCAGGCGACGCCAUGAAGCCAGAGCCGCCACCAACGUCGACAUCAUCAAACGGCCAGCCGUCAUCGUCUUCCCUCUCCGAUCAGGAGCGUCGGAUCCUCUCGUCCAAAGACUCCUUCCCGGGGACCGAGGUCGUGGUUCAUCAGGCACACAACAUCAUCAUUCCCAGCUAUUCGGCCUGGUUCCACUACAACUCCAUCAACGCCAUUGAGAAGAGAUCGCUGCCCGAGUUUUUCAACGGAAAGAACAGAUCGAAAACGCCAGAAAUCUACCUGGCGUAUCGGAAUUUCAUGAUCGACAGCUUCCGCCUCAACCCGACAGAGUAUCUCUCGGUGACGAGUUGCCGUAGAAACCUGGCGGGCGACGUGGGUGCCAUCCUGCGUGUCCAUGGCUUUCUGGAGCAGUGGGGUCUCACUAAUUACCACGUGGACAACGAGCGGCAGGUCCACUCCAUGGGACCACCUUCCACCGCCCACUUCAAUGUUCAGGUAUCUCUCUCUCCCAUUCACACAAUCCUUUUGGAAUCAUGGUAAAAAUUCGCGUAAAAAUUUCUCGUGGUCCAGCAAAUGCAAAAUUUUCUCUUAAAAAUUUAGUGAUCCCUAUUUUAAAAAUUUGCUCUAAUUCCAAACACUUAUUCUCUCAUACACCUUCCCUUUUUCUCGCUCCCUCUCUGUCGCACCUUCCCUUUUUCUCGCUCCCUCUCUGUCGCUUGUCCCCCCAUUCUCCCUCCCUCCCUCGUCCCAGGUGGACACCCCAAUGGGUGUCCAGCCUCUCCCUCCCUCCAAGACGGGCCAGUCGGCCUCGGACCAGCUGGUGCAGCUGACUGACAGGAAGAAGGACGGAGAGACUCUGACCAAUGGCAACUUUGGACUGAGGGGGGGUGUAUACGGCAAGGAGGACAGCUCAAUGAAGCCGUGGACUGAGCAGGAGACACUGCUGUUACUUGAGGCUCUGGAACUACAUCAAGAUGACUGGAACAAAGUGGCCCAGCACGUCAGCUCACGGACCCAAGACGAAUGCAUCCUCCAUUUCCUAAAACUACCCAUCGAGGACAGAUACCUUGAAGAGGUGUCACUGGGCCCUCUGGCCUUUCAGCCGGUCCCGUUCAGUCACCAGGGAAACCCCGUCAUGUCGACGGUGGCUUUUCUCGCGUCCGUCGUCGAUCCUCGCGUCGCUUCGGCUGCUGCCAAAGCUGCUCUCGCUGAGUUUACAAAGAUGAAGGAAGAGUUGCCUAAAGAUUUGGCAAAGAAUGCCUCUAAACCAGGAGGGGAGAAGAACGGAGAGGACACGAAGGACUCCGCUGGUGGGGAGAGGGUUAAAGAGAGCAGUGGCGGUGGUGAGGAAGGGGUUAAGGCGAGCGGGAAAGAGGGAGUGAAGGAGAGCGUGGAAAAAUCGGGGGAUAAGGGAGGUGAGGGAGGAGGAACACUGCCCGAGGCACUGUCCAUGCCAGGCGAGAACUCCGUGCAGUCAGCAGCUGCUUCUGCACUCGCAGCAGCCGCCGUGAAGGCUAAGCACCUUGCCCUAGUGGAGGAGAGGAAGAUAAAGAGUCUGGUGGCCUUGCUGGUGGAGACACAGAUGAAGAAACUGGAGAUAAAGCUGAAACACUUCGAGGAACUGGAGACCAUUAUGGACAGAGAGAGAGAGACGCUGGAGUUGCAGCGUCAGCAGUUGCUGGCCGACCGUCAGCAGUUCCAGAGAGACCAGAUCAAGGCCUCCGAGCUCCGGGCACUCCAGUCACCGACCCUCGCCGCGGCCCCCUCCACCCCCCUCCAAUUUCCCCCCUCUCGCCCCCCACUGCGCUCCCCCACACUCCUCACACCCUCACAACCCUCCGCUACCAUGGCGAUCAUACAGUCCGACUCCGAGGGGUCAAAGGCCAAAACUAACGCAGGGCAGGUUCCAAUGGACCAAUCAGAUUCAGCCGUCACACAAGCUUCCGGUUCUACUGAUACCGUGGCAACUGUUGCUGUGGCAGCGACACCUGAGAAACCAGAAAAUGACUCUGUACCAAGUGACCCCACCCCUGUUGCCAAGGAAAUUGAUGAGUCAUCAGUUACCAUGGCUACACCUGGUGAGGAGAGUGGUGUGUCUGGGGAGGGUGCGAAGGAAGGUGGGGAGAUUAGGGAAGGUGGUGAUGAGGUUGCCAUGGAAACAGAUCAGCCCCAGGGAACUGAGUCAGCAGUCAGCGAGCCUAUACCAGUAACUGCUGAAUCAGCAAAAACGUUGACUCCACCCCCUGAGGUUGAAACUCCACCCACCAAUAUUACUGAAGACCCACCUCCUGAUGAGACUCCACCCACCGAUACUAAGACCACACCCACUACUGAUGAAACAGUCCCACCCUCUACUAAUCAAACCACACCCCCUACCAAUGAACAAACUAAUCAAGAAGCCACGCCUGUCACCAAACAGACUACACCCCCUCCGAACGAACAAACUCAAGAAACCACACCCACCGACACUGAAGCCACGCCCACCACUAGUACUGGUGCUGACUCAGCAGAAACUAUCAGUGAAGCCACACCCACCACAGAUGAAGCUCCACCCACUUCACAACAAGAUGAAUCAACCUCAUUAGAUACCGCUGAUAAAGAUGGCAAGGCGGAAGAUACUGAAGUGGAGAGGGUGGAAGGAGAGGGGGAGAAGGGAGAAGAGGGGGAGAGAAUGUCGUCGGAAUCGUCAGAACAAGUCCCCGAGGAAAAGGGAGGGGGUGAGGAGGGGGAAGAAGGGAAAAGAGAGGAGGUGAAGGGAGAGGAAGAUGAGGAGGGAGAGACAAAUGGUACACAAGCAAAGGACAGCCCACAAGAGGUGGGGGAGAAGGACACUGCUAAUGAGAAAACCGAAGAGAACAACGAAAAAAUCACUGCAGAACAAGAGGAACCUGCAAUGGAAACUGAGCCUCCGGCAGAAGCCAUACAGUCAUCGUCAGAUUCAGUGUCAACUGAGGCCAUACAUCCGGCAGCAGAAUCUUCUUCGCCACACGACUCACCCGUGGGCGUGUCUGGAGAGCAGUAGCCACGGAAACUGCCAAACACGAUUAUUUCCUCCAACAACAUGCACACCCACACGCACACACACACACACGCAAGUGCAACAUUAUUAUAUUAUAUAAUAAUAAUAAUAGCAGUUUCUCCUCUUGUGUUGCAAUUGUUUGUGAAAAAUCAUCUUUG